AUGGUGAAGUUUGUUUUGACCCUCCUCUUCCUGCAUUUGUGGCUUGCGCAUGCUGGCUGGGGCUAUAGUGGUAAGGGUUGGUCCCAGCGAUCGUAUGGCAGCAACUCCAAUGGUGGAAGAUGGCAAAACUGGAGCGAUGGGUCUCAGCGCCCUCCCUUUCAGCCGCAGACUGCCCGCAUUGAGGAAGAGCAAAAAGGACAAGAAGCGGCGACGCAACAGAUCCAUGUCAUCAUCAUCCAGUUCUUCUUCACCAUCAGUCAAGAACCGCCAUAUAGCCGGAAGGAUCUACCCCAAAGUAGUGCUAUGGGCUCCAGAUUGCAAGCUGAGCUUGAAGCACUCCGCAAAGAAAAGGCAGACAGGGAUGCUCAAGCUCAAAAAGAAGCUCUCUUGGCCGAAGUACGUGCUAUUGCUGCAGAAGGGGUGAGGAGUGCGCCUUUGAAAGCCGGUUCCACGCAGCACAUGCCAGAUGGGUCUGUGGCACUGGGAGACACCAAAGAUCAGCUCACACCACCUGAUCGCAUGGCAGUUUUUCACACACUGGAUGGGUAUGAGAAAGUCAAAAAGACCAUGACAUGGCUGGAGCUUGAGGAAACUCUGGCCAGCGAGGAGGAAAGUGUGCUGAAAGAGCUUUACAGAAAGGUGUGCCGCCGCGGUGGGGCUCCCAGAUCGAAACCUGCAAUGGCGCACAAGCUCGUGCAGGGCUUGAAGAAUGCGAUUGCUGAAUUUUCAACUGCUUGA
Cladocopium goreaui is the source of this 738-nucleotide messenger RNA. NCBI's taxonomy places the organism in Eukaryota, Dinophyceae, Suessiales, Symbiodiniaceae. The record is from the annotation of a GenBank genome assembly.